AUGGCGCCGUCCAAGCCCUCCUCCUCGUCGGCAGCGGCCCUGCUCCUCCUGGCGGUGGCCGUGCUCGCGGCGUCGUCGACACCCGUGCUCGCGGACCUGACGCACGCCAACUGCGCCAAGAACAAGAAGGUGACGGUGCAGAACCUAUGCACCCACGACGUGACGCUGACGCUGGAGCCGCUGGCCAACAGCCCGCCGCUGUUCACGGGCGCGUACACGCUCCGCCCGCACAGCCACGCCGAGUUCCCGGUGUGCUGGUGGACGGGGCGCCUGCACGCGGGCGCCGACGCCGCCACGGUGGAGUUCCACGUCGCCGUCGACGGGGGUUCCUUCUACCUGGCUCCCAACGCGCAGCCGGGGCAGCGCGUGCCCGUCUCCGUCACGCCUCACGGGUCGCCGCUCCAGGGAAGGUGCCCCGCCGUCGGGUGCGCCAUCGAGGGCCGGUGCUCCGUGCACCAGGUGCCCAGCGGCGACUGCCGGAACGUCCAGGAGAUGAAGAUCAUCUACUGCAGCCCGCACGUGUGA
This is a messenger RNA of Miscanthus lutarioriparius, 525 nucleotides long. The record is from the annotation of a GenBank genome assembly. NCBI's taxonomy places the organism in Eukaryota, Viridiplantae, Streptophyta, Magnoliopsida, Poales, Poaceae.